Spirometra erinaceieuropaei is the source of this 654-nucleotide messenger RNA. The record is from the annotation of a GenBank genome assembly. NCBI's taxonomy places the organism in Eukaryota, Metazoa, Platyhelminthes, Cestoda, Diphyllobothriidea, Diphyllobothriidae.
AUGGGACGAGCAUUUUCGAGGCGUCCUCAACCGCCCCUCCAUCGCCUCCGACGCCGCCAUCGCCCGUUUGCCGCAAUUGGAGACCAACUCAGACCUAGACCUCCUGUCCUCUCCCCAGGAAACCAGCAGGGCCGAGCAGCAGCUCUCCAGCGGGAAGGACCGGACGCGAUCCCUGCUGAGAACUACAGGCACGGUGGCCUCCAACUCAUGGAGCAUUCGACGUCGCUCUUCCAGGAGAUGUGGCGUCAAGGCGACGUCUCACAAGAUUUCAAAGAUGCCACUAUCGUUCAUCCAUGGGAGCGGAAAGGAAACCGCCAGCUCUGCGACAAUCAUCGAGACAUCUCCUUACUAAACAUCAUCGGGAAAAUCUUUGCUCGCAUCCUCCUCAACCGCCUGAAUAAUCACCUAGAACAGGGCCUUCUACCCGGAAAGCCAGUAAGGCUUCCGCCGUCAUCGCGGGACCACGGAUAUGAUCUUUACCGCCCGUCAACUUCAGGAGAUGUGCCAGGAGAUGCGGACCCACCUGUACUCUACCUUCCUGGACCUGACGAUAGCCUUCGACACGGUGAAUCAUUAAGGGCUAUUGAAGAUCAUGCGGAAAUUCGGCUGCCCCGAGCGAUUCAUUUAGAUGAUGCGUCAGCUCCACGACGGUAA